Messenger RNA from Didymodactylos carnosus, 1122 nucleotides. The record is from the annotation of a GenBank genome assembly. Lineage: Eukaryota; Metazoa; Rotifera; Eurotatoria; Philodinida; Philodinidae.
AUGACUAGCAGAAGCUUUGACGAAGAAUGUGAUUCAACGCGACAUUGGUCUACUGGUUAUAAAGUUGAUUGUUCUACAAAUACAUUGAGACAAUCUCAACAGUUUCCACAAAAUUAUUUCAAUGAAUCUUGUAUUUUUAAUUCAAAAAAUGAAACAAUUGCUCAAACAUCUGUAAUAAACAAUCAGUCGAAUUCAAUGUUAAACCCUAGGCAACUAACAGACCAUGUUGCCAUUCAAUAUCAAACAUGGAACAACAAUCCACAACAUGUAAUUACAAACAUGAAUAAUCAUCGAAUAUUUUUUACAAAACCUUUUCAGAAAACUGAAAAUAUUAUUAAUCUAGAGAAUAGGAAGAAUGAUUCAAAUCAACUGAUGUCACUAAAUAACACUGUACAAGAGACAACACUAUUGUCAACGGAAGAUGGGCAAACAAAAAAGAAAAGAACACAAAGAAAAACAUGUAAUGUUCAACCUCGAAAGCGAGAAAAACCUCAAAGAACUUUUGUUGAAAAUAAGACAACAACUGAUCGAACGAAAAAGAAUAAUACCGAAAUAGUGCCAAAGGGCACAAAAAAACAUUUUGGUAAAACAAAUGUGAUAAAGCGUAUGAAACGAAAUUAUCACUCAAUAAUAAUUCAAUAUUUCAAAUCAAAAAAUCGUAAAAAGUCAGUUAAAAAAUUAGAAGAGAAAAUGGAAAUAUCAACAUCAAAUGUUGAGUCGACAAGCAAUAACAAUAUUGGUUUGAUAACAAAUUUAGUUUCAUUCGAAUCAGAACAGCAGCAUGCUGAUAAUUCAAAAAGAGAUGACAUUCUCACAGUCACCGAUCACGAUAAUAAUGGUUCUUCUUUAGAUAAGGGAAAAUCAUCGAUUAUUUUACCAAAAUUAAAAAUAACACUUGAUCAGCAUCGAAAUGUUGAAGCAAUAUAUUUAUGUUAUCAUCGACUUAAACCAACUGUGGCGAAAACAGAUCAAAUUGUCAAUGAACAAGAAUGUUAUGACAAAAAUAUAAAUACAAAUAUAGAUGAAGAUAAUUUCACAUUAUUGCUAAAAGCCGUUGAAUUAUUAGAAAAUAGUGAAAAUACUAAUCAAUAUCGUCCUUCUUUAACCGAUAAAGUGAUAUAA